Aplosporella prunicola CBS 121167 is the source of this 1635-nucleotide messenger RNA. RefSeq lists its product as uncharacterized. NCBI's taxonomy places the organism in Eukaryota, Fungi, Ascomycota, Dothideomycetes, Botryosphaeriales, Aplosporellaceae. The record is from RefSeq and is a predicted model, not a curated record. Gene Ontology annotation, cellular component: mitochondrial envelope. Gene Ontology annotation, biological process: tetrahydrofolate biosynthetic process. The transcript has 3 exons. Gene Ontology annotation, molecular function: dihydropteroate synthase activity; 2-amino-4-hydroxy-6-hydroxymethyldihydropteridine diphosphokinase activity. The coding region runs from base 160 to 1635 and encodes 491 amino acids.
CUCCUUCGCUGUUCCUCUCUUUUGCGCGCUUCCACCUUCCUAUCAUGUCCUGCGUCUCGGCGUGUCAGCUUCCGCUCCUCAGCUAGCACCUUGUCCCUCUCACGCCUCUCAUCAUCAUUAUCACCACCACCACCGUCCGUGCAAAAACGGCCCGCCCCCAUGCGCACGCAAAACGGCAGCGUCAACGGGACUUCUCCCCGCCGCUAUGUGUCCAAUGGCACCGCCGCUACUCUAGUCUCCAACGGCUCGCGGCCUCACCGCGCCUUUGUCGCCCUAGGCAGCAAUCUCGGCGACCGUCUGGAAUGGAUCGAGCGCGCGUGCCGUGCCCUCGAGGCUCAGGACGACGUCCGCAUCCUGCGCACUAGCGGCCUCUGGGAGACCAAGGCCAUGUACUACGAGGCCCAGGACCACUUCAUCAAUGGCGCUUGCGAGAUCGAGACGUCGUUGGACCCGAUGCAGCUUCUGGACCGGCUGCAGAGCAUAGAGAACGAGCUCGGCCGGGUCAAGAUCAUCGACAAGGGCCCGCGCAACAUCGACCUGGACAUUCUGCUCUACGACGCCCAAGUCAUUGAGAACGAGCGUCUCAUCGUCCCGCACAAGCUGAUGCUCGAGCGCGAGUUUGUCCUCCGCCCGCUUUGCGACCUGAUCCCCGACGCCGAGUUGCCCACCGUCGCCGGCACUCUGGCGCAACACCUCGCGCGCGUGAAGCCGGCCGACCCGCCCCUAUCGACCAUGACGCCGCUGGCGCCGGGCCUGGCGCCCCUGUCCGCCCUGCAGAGCAACCGCCGCACGCACGUCAUGUCUAUCCUGAACGUGACGCCGGACUCGUUCUCAGACGGUGGGCUCCACGUCCCCGCGGCGCUGGACCCCAACUCCCCAGAAGCGCUCGCCCUCCUCGCCGACACCAUCCGCGCGCACAUCGCCGCCGGCGCCACCAUCCUCGACAUCGGCGGCCAGUCGACCCGCCCCGGCGCCCCGCAAGUCAGCCCCCAAGAAGAGCUCGCCCGCAUCCUGCCCGCGCUGCGCCUGCUGCGCACGAUGCCCGAAGCCCGCAACGUCGCCAUAAGCAUCGACACGUACCGCGCGAGCGUCGCCGCCGCCGCCAUCCCCGCCGGCGCCCACAUCAUCAACGACGUCUCCGCCGGCCUGCUCGACCCGGACCUCCUCCCCACCGUCGCCCGCCUCGGCUGCUCCGUCUGCCUCAUGCACAUGCGCGGCACGCCGGCCACGAUGACGCAGCUAACAGACUACCCCGCGGGCGUCCUCGCAGGCGUGGAAGCCGAACUCGCCCUACGCCUGCGCGCCGCCGAGCAAGCCGGCAUCCGCCGCUGGCGCAUCAUCCUGGACCCAGGGAUCGGGUUCGCAAAAACGCAGCAGCAGAACCUGGAACUCUUGCGCCGGCUGCCGGAGCUGCGGCAAGCGACGCCGUUCAGCGGCUUGCCGUGGCUGGUCGGCAGUAGUCGGAAGGGCUUUAUUGGUCAGGUUACUGGCGUCAAGGAACCCAGGGAGAGGGUCAUGGGGACGGGGGUGACGGUUGCGGCGGCGGUGAUGGGCGGGGCUGAUGUCGUUAGGGUGCAUGAUGUGCGGCCGAUGGUGGAGGCGGUGAGGAUGGCCGAGGCGGUUUGGCGCGUGUGA